AGCGCGAACGGCUCCGACACCGAAGAAGACACUUCAGUCCCAUUAAGGCUGCGGCGGCGCGCGGCUCGCGCUCUUUCCAACCCCUCCGAAGAAGACACGUGAACCGCGUGACCACGUGGAUCCCUUGUGCGCGACACUCACGCGAGCUUUCUCGAUAUCGCGAAUGCUAUACACGCUGGCUCGGACCAAGUGUUCUGUUCUCUGGUGAGAUCGAUCGGGGGUUUCUAUAUCGACAACAGUGGACGCGAAAACAACCGUCAACCUGGAGCCCACGUGUCAAAAACGACGGAAAUGUGAGGCCGACGGAAAGGAGGCGAAGGCGGAGCUGGCACAACGCAAUAUGUUCCCUAGCGCUCAAAUUAAAAUGAGAUUGCUGUCGCCAAGCAGUUCGCCGGCCACGUCGCCCACAAUGUCGAAUUCCUCGUCGCCGACGCCACCAACGCCUGCUGCACCGGCCUACAAUCAGAAGAUGACCGGGAUACCUUGCGUUGCAGCCGCUUCCAGGUACACGGCUCCGGUUCACAUCGACGUAGGCGGCACCAUAUACACAUCCUCGCUGGAAACGUUGACCAAAUAUCCAGAAUCGAGACUAGCGAAAUUGUUCAACGGCAGCAUCCCCAUCGUCCUCGACUCUCUGAAGCAGCAUUAUUUCAUCGACAGGGACGGCGGCAUGUUCAGACACAUAUUGAAUUUUAUGAGAAACUCCCGACUGCUGAUACCUGAUAAUUUCGCCGAUUUGGAUUUAUUGCUGGAGGAAGCGCGAUAUUUCGACAUCGCACCCAUGUGCAGGCAAUUGGAGCAAAUGAAGAAGGAGCGCAUAAAAAAUGGAUCGACGACGACGUCGUCCUCCUCCCCGAGUCCGCCGCCAGCGAACCAACUAGGCAAUCGAGGCUCGGGGUGCACGACAGUGCCUUGUAACCGGGACUCGGACAAGCUCCGCGGCAACGAAGGGAACUGCAACUACGAGUGCGUCGCCCUUCACGUCAGCCCGGAUUUAGGGGAAAGGGUGAUGUUGUCGGGUGGUAGAGCGCUUUUGGAUGAGGUCUUCCCGGAAACGACUCAGGCGGUGAUCGACGCUCGUUCCGGCGUCGCCUGGCAUCAACAGGACGCCCGUCAUGUAAUCAGGUUCCCGUUGAACGGCUACUGCAAACUGAACUCCGUGCAGGCCAUCACCAGGCUGCUGAACGCGGGAUUCCGCGUGGUAGCCAGCAACGGAGGCGGCGUCGAAGGACAACAGUUCUCGGAGUACCUGUUCGUCCGACAGGCCGUCAACACUUGACGGAACACUGCGCACCAGCGCAAAACUAGCUCGAGAACGGUCCGUUGUCUUCAACGGGACCACGAUCCCGAGUGAAUUGUCCAGGAGAAGAAUAGAAGAAGACUGUCUCACGGAUGAUCAUCUGAUCGAGCGGAGCACCACGCAGGUGGUUCGGCUCCCGGGGAUCGUUCAAGAGAUCCCGUGUAUCAAUCGCGAAUUGGAAAUCCCUAGACGACACGACUCACUUUUACGCGGGUACAGGAUACAUGGAGAUUAAAGGCAAUUUUUGAAAUUGUUCAUGUUCCUGGGCAAAGUAUAUGGAAGUUGCGAUGACUUUUUUUGUAGCUGCUGAGACGUUCUUCGUCUUACUUUCAGAUAAUCCUCUUUGGAAAAAUUUUAUCCUUCUAUGUCCCGGCAUAAUUCUAUGUAACCCUGUAUGUUUUUCGAAGUAUACUUUUCAUUCAAAUGCUACUGCAAAUUAGCCAGUUAACUGCGUUUGACGAAUAUACACGUUAGUUUAAAACUCUCAGUAAUACUAAUUUUUUCAAUGAUGAAUUAUUUAUUUUUACAGAUAAACAUGUAAUUCUUCUUCGUAUUGCUUUAGUUUUUCGUUAGAAUAUAUUAUAGGUGUGUUUGUCCUGCAUUUGACUAGUGUACAAUUCAUUAAUUCGAUUUUAUUGUGAGCACAAUGAGAGAUUUUUUUAACUAAACUCCACAGUUAACAGGUUAAACAUGUUAGAUUUUGUAAAAAAAGUCGUUUAAUUCAAUUUAAAAAGUUGGUAAAUAACUUCAAAAGAUUGUGUUAUUUAUAGGGAGCAACAAAAAAUAAGAAUAGCAUAGUUGAGGACAUAGAAGGUUAAAUUUGGCUUUUAUUAAUUUCAUCUUAAACAUCAGUGUUCCUAAAAAGCGUUACUGUGUACGGUUCAAUGUUCUUCCUAGACUUAAAUGUAAAUUAAUUUUAUAGAUUCGUUAUAUUCUGUCCAUUAAUUUCACUAUUUGAUUGUUGAAUUGAACUGAUAUACUUAAUAAUAUCGAUGUAGUAAAACAAUCGAACUACAUAUUUACGUUAAUUUUUGGUCUCAAGAUUUUUAGUUCUCAAACAUUUCAUCUGCUGAAAAAGUUGUUGUUUAUUAUGUCACCAUAUUUUCUAUACUGCGACGCCGUUAUUGAUAAAUAUAUCAGUCAGUUCCUCGUAGGUAAAACUUUCCAAGUGUAUAAACGACACAACUGAGGUAUUAAAAUUGAAAUUGUUUUAUAAAAUUAAAGUUGACUGAUAUUGUAUAAAACAGUAUAUCUAGAAUGGUGACUCCUGAAUAUUUUUUAUGUCAUCAACUUUGUAUACCUUUUUUAUAACAUCGUGAUGUGAAUCAUAGCAUGGAACGAAACAAUUUAUUAGACAAUAUUUUCUGAUUCAGUUCUACCAUGCUGUCUCGUGCUGUUUUGAGGUUUUUAGCCGUUCCUUGUUAGCUCGUUAGUUGUAAAAUUAUUUUUUUAUAUUAACUGUAAUAUUUAACAAUCCGGUGACAGAGUAAUAAUGUACUCGGAAGGUACAGAGUAAAUCACGUAACUCGAUCCAACUUAGUGACUGUAUUUCUCCCUUUUAAUUAAAUUUGUUCGUUUAGUUCCGAACAAUAUCUUUAAUUUAAUGUAAAAAUUAUUCUUGAAGAUAUGGAAGAUUAGUUAUAUUUCCUUAUUUUUAAUACAUUCCUAUAUUUUUUAGUCUUUUGUCUUUCAGUAGGUAUAAGAACAAACAUUUUAAAUGAAAUUCAAGUAAUAUGACUUUUACUUAUAGUUCACUCUACGAACGCAACAAUUUGAAAGCUUAAUGUUCAAUUCAAUCUGAAAACACGAAAAUAACGAAGGAGUAUCCUUCAACAAAAUUUUACUUUAUAAUUCAAUUUUAAUCGAAUUAAAAAGAUCUUCCACUACUUGUAAAAUUACAAAACUGUUUUAAAACGCCUACAGGGAUUCUUGCAAACUUUCAAGUAAAAUUAUUAAUAACGCCAAUAUUCCGUAACCUGAAUCUACAUUGCCAGUAAAUAUCCUAAAAUAUUAUGAAAUGUAAAUUUUUAUCUCGGAAUAUUCAUGAACCUCACAAUGGCGUUCCAAAUAACUUUCUCAAAGAUCUUGAGCAUGACCACUGAUAUCGUAAACCGAGAGGAAAUAACAAGACAAAAGCGUUUUAAAUAUUUCUGCAUAAGAAAUGAUCCAGUUUAUUGAAUAAAAAAUUGAAAGAAAAAAUGAUUUCAAUAUCGAAGACGAUAUCACGGUUGUACGAGAAGAAAUUCGCAAGGAUCUCCGAAGCAUCGCAAUUUUCGAGGUCUGUAAUUCAUAAUUACAAAAUCACCGUUAAAAUUGUUUCAAUAUCUCAGCGAAUAUUGGGUUCCGGAAUAUAAUCGUCGCAGUUACGUGUACGUGUCGUCGAACGGUAUCAUUACGCACGCUCGUGACCCACAUUUACCUAAGAACCACGGGUGCGCCGGUCUUUACUUUGCUUUUAUUUAAUAAGGUGUAUCUAUAUGUAUUUAAAUGCCAUACUAAUUACUGUAAAUACCGCGAAUAAACGUGUAUCUAUAUCUAUAUAUAUAUUAUAUAUAUAUAAAUAUAAAUAUUCUAUGUACUUAAUUUGCCGACAUUCGAAUGCGAAACUAUUGACAACGAAAUCAUUCGCGUUGAUCUCAUCGGCUCUCCACGAAAAAAAGGAAAGAAGGAAAUGUAAAAGCUAUCACUAAUUACGAAAUAACAAUUCAAACAUGGAAAAACCGUUCGAAUAAGACAUUUUAUUAUUCGAAUGAUUAUUCCGGUUUGAACUCGGCCGAAGUCUCGCGCCGCUUCUGUCGCUAGUGACUGUUCCGGUUACGCUAUGAGUUUAAAUAAAAAAGAAUAGUUUCUAAUCAACAAGACACUUGCUACAAUAAGUACCGU
This is a messenger RNA of Nomia melanderi (Alkali bee), 4183 nucleotides long. RefSeq names its product BTB/POZ domain-containing protein twz (gene twz). NCBI's taxonomy places the organism in Eukaryota, Metazoa, Arthropoda, Insecta, Hymenoptera, Halictidae. The record is from RefSeq and is a predicted model, not a curated record. Gene Ontology annotation, biological process: protein homooligomerization. Gene Ontology annotation, molecular function: protein binding.